AUGCCCCCCAGGACGUUGGUGAAGAAGACCGCCGCCAAGAAACCCGCUCCCGCGGCGGCGGUGAGGGACGACCUCGUCGCACCGCCCGUUUUUGCUCGCAUCCUUCCCAAGAAUGUUGGCGGGCACCGUGACGACGGCAAGGCGGUGGCCAAGCGGCUCAAGUCAUGGUCGGAGGAAAAAGACGAUGCGAGGGUGACGCUCUCGGAUGGACACGGCGAGACUCACUACACGUUCCCGACGCGUGUUUUUGGACCGGAUGCAUCUCAAGAGGAGUUGUUCAACGAGGUGGCCGGGCCCCUUUUGGAACGUUUCCUUCACCCUUCCGAUCCUCAGUCUGCGUUCCUGUUUGCGUACGGUCAGACGGGCACGGGCAAGACUCACACCAUCAUGGGACCGGAGGAGAGCUGGGACGAGGUCCGGCACAGCAAGUGGGGCCUGUUCCCCCGGAUAGUGGACGCGGUACUGACCACGAUGCGAGGACGGGAUGCGUCGCACGCGUUCAGUUGCACGCUCAGCGCGGUUGAGUUUUACUUCUGCCAAGGGUUCGACCUGCUCGACGACCACGCGCAGGUGGACGUGCGGGACGGGGAUUUAUUAGGGAGGAAGCAGGUGGAGGUGAAGUCGCUGGCGGAUGUCCUGAAAGUGUUGGCCGCGGUGAGGGAACACAGGACCACGGCUUCGACCAAGAUGAACCCGGCACUGAAAGCCGCGGGGGGUAAGGAGAAGGAUAACAAGACGCACGGUGGAUCGUCGAGGUCGCACUGCGUCUUACACUGCGUCCUACGAAUCGUGGACAGAUCCACGCGGGACGUCAAGUGCGUGAGUUUCGGCACGAUGGACCUCGCCGGCGCGGAGCGGCCCAAGUCCAACGACAACGGUUUCGCCAGCGUGAUGGACGCGGUGUUGACGUACUGGAGGGAUCCAUCGCAGGUCAAACCGUGCGCGCAGGCGGCGAUCAUCAACAUGGAGCUCGCCGCGCUGAGGUCCUCGGUGGUGCAGGCGGCGGAGGCGCAUCGCAGGGGCCGGCGCGUGGGAGCGCCGACGCAGCUGGGCACGGCGGCGGUGAACUACAUGACGGACGUUUUCGACGGAAGGUGCCACGUGGCCAACAUCGUGACGCUGUCGCAGGCGCCAAAGUGCGGGUGGGAGACGUGGUUCGCGUGCACCUACGCGGAAGACGUCGCGAAGCUUCGCAUGCCCGACGACUUGCCAUCGGCGAAGGGUAAGAACAUCGGAAAAUGGCACAUGCAGUGCGCGGCGAUGAACGAGUCCGCCAAGGCUGCUUUGGAGCGCACACCGCCGAAAGGUCACCCCAGCUCCAAGUUUUACAUGAGGCGGAAGGUGGAAGCGAGACAUUGGGCGCAAGAGGCGAAGAUUGUCGCGGCGUUGGCGGCCAAGGUUGCCCCCGGCGCCGAAGCUUGA
This is a messenger RNA of Micromonas commoda, 1422 nucleotides long. RefSeq lists its product with no specific name. Gene Ontology annotation, cellular component: microtubule; kinesin complex. NCBI's taxonomy places the organism in Eukaryota, Viridiplantae, Chlorophyta, Mamiellophyceae, Mamiellales, Mamiellaceae. Bases 1 to 1422 code for a protein of 473 amino acids. Gene Ontology annotation, molecular function: ATP binding; microtubule motor activity; ATP hydrolysis activity. The record is from RefSeq and is a predicted model, not a curated record. The transcript has a single exon. Gene Ontology annotation, biological process: microtubule-based movement.